This is a messenger RNA of Pecten maximus, 689 nucleotides long. Its product is annotated as carboxypeptidase D-like. Lineage: Eukaryota; Metazoa; Mollusca; Bivalvia; Pectinida; Pectinidae. The record is from RefSeq and is a predicted model, not a curated record. Bases 64 to 423 code for a protein of 119 amino acids. The transcript is spliced from 2 exons.
AAGGGAGUGAAGGGAUUCGUUUCAGACUCCGAGACUGCUGAACCUAUUCCGAACGCUGUAAUUAUGGUGUCUGGAAUCGAUCACAACGUAACUACUGCUAGCAAUGGGGACUUCUGGAGGCUCCUGGUCCCAGGGACCUACAAUGUAACUACUGCCAGCAAUGGGGACUUCUGGAGGCUCCUGGUCCCAGGGACCUACAAUGUAACUACUGCCAGCAAUGGGGACUUCUGGAGGCUCCUGGUCCCAGGGACCUACAAUGUAACUACUGCCAGCAAUGGGGACUUCUGGAGGCUCCUGGUCCCAGGGACCUACAAUGUAACUGCAGUGGCUGAGAGGUACGAUGUGUCCUCCUCACCUGUAAUAGUGGAUGACGGACCGGCUAAAACGGUGGACUUCAAAUUACACAAACGUGGUACUAUCUAAUAUGUAUAGUAGAUAGGCAGCUAUACAUCUUUGUUCACAAGCAAUUUUGAAGUUUUAGUACAGACAGACGCCUGUUGUGACCUUACAUAUAGACUGGAUAGUUUACUCAUGGUUUCCAGUCGGCCAUUUUUUAACAAAUUUCAGAAGCUAAAUCCCUUUGAAGGCAAUCUCACUUUGGCGUGUCAAUAACACUUUCAAAAAUCUACUAGAAACUAUAUCAUCAGGGGUCUGUGAUACCAUAAGAUUCACUUUGGGCUAAUAAAAUC